This is a messenger RNA of Biomphalaria glabrata, 3313 nucleotides long. RefSeq lists its product as uncharacterized. NCBI's taxonomy places the organism in Eukaryota, Metazoa, Mollusca, Gastropoda, Planorbidae. The transcript is spliced from 3 exons. Bases 477 to 1901 code for a protein of 474 amino acids. The record is from RefSeq and is a predicted model, not a curated record.
GGAGGCGUAUUCAUUGGAUACUCCCAUUCAGGAAUUUGUAUCAAUAGGUCAAUAUAGUGAAAGCCGUUUUGUAAACCAGAAACAAUUUUAGAAAAUAUAAGUUUGGCUUAGUGAGCGGUGCGUGGCUAGACCAGUAGCUAUUACUGGAGUUUAAAUAGGCGAAGGUUUAGUUAGAAUUUACAUUGUUUCACCAUUUGUGCUAACAUUACUGUGUAUUGGAUUGGAUAUAUGUAACCACAGGCUCUUGUUUCAUCUUCUCAAUAGUAGAGUUUCUAGAUUAAGGAUCUCAAAUAUGAACAAUUUUAAAAAAUCGAACAAUGUCAAGAGUUUGUAAUGACUCAAAUUCAUACAAUUCAAUCAAAAUCUUCAAUGAAAAACAGGUAGCUUAUUUUGGGAGAGAUUGAGAAUGCAGCAAGACUUAGCGACAAAACUCUAAAUCUGAUUCCUGCAAGAGUAAACAGCAUUAUGCCAGAAUCAUGAAAAACGAAGAUUUUAUUUUCGGCAUGCGCCCGGAGUGUAUAUUCCUCAAUACUCAACUCGGUGACAAAAAUCCAUUUCUACGUAACAUCUCUGCUGCUGUCUUACCAAAUGGACUGUCCCCCAAAUCCAAAAUCUUCGACACAAGAGACUAUGAGAGCUACCCGGACCUAUACUGGAAGCUUAGGUCCGAGUCGGUCAGUCAACCAGAGGAUAUGGACCGCGAGUCAAUAGACAGGGACCUUUACAGACUACAGCAAGCUACCUCCCUGAAGCUGACCACCUUUGACAGAACACUGCUCCAGGAGCCUUUCAGAAAUUGGCGAGGCAAAGCCGGUGAUCUCUUGUUCUUCCCCGUGACACGCAAGUUGCGCAAGAAGAAGGCUCCAGCAUCAGCGGAGAGAGUUCUUGAAACUGUUGUAAGAAAUUCUGGGAGUGCGAAAAGUGAAUCUACAGGGCAACUGCUUGAGAUCCAAGCCACCCCGAUUAGAAAGACCUGUGUGGACAGUUUUAAGACGUCAGAUGAAAGAACUGUACUAUCUGAUGACACAGAUAGAGGGAAAAGAACAAAACCGAAAGACAAUAAACUGCCGACAAACGAUGUUGGCAAUGACACAAGCAGCUGCAAUAGUGCAUCAGAUGAUGCGCAACGCAUCGACUUGGAUGCUUCAAAUGAAAACAGAAAGCCGAGUUACAUCGAGAACUGUGUAACAGGUCGAUCUCAUAGGUCUACUCACACCACCAAAAGCAGAAAGGAAAUGGUCAGACCUUCUGUAAUAAGCGUCAAGCUUGGUCUUACAAAUUUCAGUAAUAAUCUCAAACCCAACUGUUUACAACAUCCAAGCGUUGAUGGAGACGCCCUUUCUGGUUGUCAUAGUGAUGAGCACAACCCCGCGAAGUCCGAUAACUCAAACUUGGACAUCCAGAACCAAAGUGUCAAACGUAAUGAGAAAUUAAUAGCUAACACUGUAGAAGAAUAUAGAUCUAAGGAUUAUGAUGAUGAGGGUAGGAAGGAGAAUGGAUCUUUUGUUGAGACGGAAAAUGUUUAUACCGAAAACAAAUUAAAAGAAGACUCAAUGAAACGAUCGUCCACGUCUGCUAAAUUGUCAGGCGGUAAAAACUCGCAGACUUCCAUAAGACCAGUUCAUUUAGAGGUAUUUAAUGAAAGAAACAGACAGAGGAACAGCUCAAGAACAAAGUAUAGCUCCACCGAGGAAAUCCCAGGCUACAAGCUAGAUCUGCUCAAUUACCCGCCAACAAAGAGCCCAACUCAAGCCAAAAGCGCACAGGCUGGUUCCCGCCAACACGAGGCAGACGUAACUGGCAGACAAAGUGCAAGGUCAAGUACGAAGAUCUGCAAACAGUCGAGAAGAUCAUCCCGCUCUGCCAACAGUGCUUGCUUAACGAUCACCCCAUGCUUUUAGAAUGGAAGGGACAUCAAACAGGCAUUAGGAACUAUACACAACAUAAGUCACAGGCUGAGAAAUAACGCAGGCAUAGGAAAUGACAUCAAUUUAUGGCUUUUAUAUAGCGCUACUUUCGUGCUUAUAGCAUGCUCAGAGCGCUUUGGUCCAAUCUCAUUUGUGGACCAGGGAGGGGGUAUCUAGAAGUUGGUUUUCCAUGCUGCCUUUAGACGCUCAGUAAACAUAACUCUGCUCGAGUCGGGUGUCGAACCUCGAGCCCCCUUCAUAGGUAACCAAGCCAAGGCAAGCGUACUUAGCCUCUUGACCACACUUACCACAGACAUAGACAUACGAUAUUAUACAGACUUAGAAUAUUACACUGGAGUUGGAUAUUACACAGACAUAGGAUAUUACACAUACAUAAAUCAUUACACAUGCUUAUGUGAUGGUGAUUAAAUUGUUCGGAGCUGGGAUAUUACAGAUAUGUAAGAAAUUACACAGACAUAAGGCAUUACACAAUUAUUUUUUUUUGUCUCGCAUGUAUAGUGUGUUCCUUUAGAGUUGAAGCUUAUUACAUCCAAGCCCAAACCUCCCGUACAACGGCGUUUGAUGGCGACGGGCAAGGCUUGGGAUACACAUUUGAGACCAAAAGAAAAUCUGCUACCGAGGACAAACGCAGACGGCGAAAAGAAAAGCUAAAUCGACCGCCUGCGGACAAUGGCUAUGCUUGCCCUGGACGUGGCAAAAUAUGUAGGUCACAGCUGGGACUACGCAGCCACGGGAAAUACUGUAUUCCUCACUAAUCUUCGGACUCGAAGACUAGCCUUAUUAUUAGAUCUAGACCAACAGCAAUAAAUCUGUGCCAUUAAUAAUAUUUUAAUUUAUGGUGGUAUAAGCAAAAUUACAUUUCGUUUAAGUUUUUGUUGUUUUUUUAAAGUAUAUUCUGUUUUUCUUGUUUCAAAACACUUGCACUAUCCCGAUACAUUCAGUUAUUGACGUAGGCCUACGUUUUGGAUCAAGUCAUUAAAGAAUGAACAAUUGCUAAGGUGUGUUGACUUUGUAAUCUACUGACCCACUCGUAGAACUGUAUUGGUUGAAAGUGUUUUGGUGUGACAUCGCAAAGAAGUUUAACUACACUGGCUCAGACAGUCGUAUGAAACAGGUAUUAUGUUGACAGGCGCCCUGGUUAUUAGUGCGCCCUACAAGCCUUUACUAGUUGUGCGCUGCCCAUUCUCCAAACAUUCUCAGACACGCAUACGCUUACACAAACAGCUCAUGUAUAGACUGUGAUUAUAUCUUAAUCUGUAUCUUUAUCUGUAUCUACUGAUAUAAUGAUAAAUGUAUUUUUAAAUGUAAAAAAAAGAAGAUAAUAUUGUAUGUAUGAAAUAUGAUUAGUAUAGGUAGUUAAAAAUAAACGUGAGUUUCCAUGGUGA